AUGGCCGCCAAGCGUAUCUCCUCGACCGCCCUGCGACGCGCCGUCCGCUCCGCAUGCGGCACCGUCGCUCCCCACCCGGCCCUGGCGGCUGCUGCCGCCACCGCCGCAAAGCCCAUGCAGAUCCGUGCCCUCUCCGCCUCUGCCCGGAGGGCCAGUGAUACCCUCAUGGUGCACCGCCACACCCCCGACAACAACCCCGACCUGCCGUUCAAGUUCUCGGCCGAAAACGAGCAGGUCAUUGCAGAGAUCCUCAAGCGCUACCCGCCCCAGUACAAGAAGGCCGCGGUCAUGCCGCUGCUCGAUGUCGGCCAGCGGCAGCACGGCUUCACGAGCAUCAGCGUCAUGAACGAGGUGGCGCGUCUGCUGGAGAUGCCGCCCAUGCGCGUCUACGAGGUGGCGUCGUUUUACACAAUGUACAACCGGACGCCGGUGGGCAAGUUCUUUGUCCAGGCAUGCACGACGCUCGGCGGCUGCGGCAGCGACGCUGUGGUCAAGGCGAUCACAGAGCACCUGGGCAUCACGGCAGGCCACACGACGGCGGACGGCCUGUUUACGUUCAUCGAGGUGGAGUGCCUGGGCGCGUGCGUCAACGCGCCGAUGAUCCAGAUCAACGACGACUACUACGAGGACCUGACGCCCGAGACGGUCAAGGCGCUGCUGGACGGCCUCAAGGCGUCGGCGCUCGACACGACGGGCAAGACGCCCUUACCCAAGGCGGGCCCGCUGUCCGGCCGCGACACCUGCGAGAACAGCGCAGGCCUGACGUCGCUGACAAGCAAGCCGUGGGGCACGGAGACGACCCGGAGUGACCUGUAG
Molecule: messenger RNA, 816 nt
Organism: Sporothrix brasiliensis 5110
Lineage: Eukaryota; Fungi; Ascomycota; Sordariomycetes; Ophiostomatales; Ophiostomataceae
Product: NADH dehydrogenase (ubiquinone) flavoprotein 2
Exons: 3
Coding region: 1-816 (271 amino acids)
Molecular function (GO): NADH dehydrogenase activity
Source: RefSeq, a predicted model, not a curated record